Molecule: messenger RNA, 5757 nt
Organism: Helobdella robusta
Lineage: Eukaryota; Metazoa; Annelida; Clitellata; Rhynchobdellida; Glossiphoniidae
Exons: 25
Coding region: 1-5757 (1918 amino acids)
Source: RefSeq, a predicted model, not a curated record
AUGGACAGAUUGACAGUUUCAAUCAAUCAGGUAAACUUUGAGAAACAGACGUUGGAUGAUGACGGCCAGUACGAGGAUGAAGUUAGCAAGAUAAACUCAUUUGGUAAUCUCGUAUCUUACGACUCUGAAUUCAUGGGCAGGGAAGCUCUGGAAUGCCCGAUAUCUACCCAGAAGCUGACAGCCGAAGAGUUCAGAAAGCAGCGAGAACAGUAUAGCAACAUUUAUGAUUAUGAAGAUGACGAGGCCCGUGCACGAUACAAGCAACAUCAGCUACAACAGCAGCAGCAGCUACAACAGCAGAAGCAGCAGCUAUCUCCAGACCAUGUGACCUCUUUCAGGGCUUUUACUGAAACGGUUGAAGCCCUUGCCCUUCAGCAAUCUGUCAUUGGUGGCGCUAGAAUCACUCCGGCGUCUGAUGAAGAGGUUGCCAGGGUUGUCAUGGAAACCAGGAAGAAGAAGAUGACGACGACGAUGAAGAAGGAAAAAAAAUCUGUCACUGCAUCAUCAAAGGAUGGCCACACAUACUACAAUAUUAUAUACGCGACUGGUGAUGAUAAUGAUACUAAUGAAUGUGGUGCUAGUACUACUACUACUACUACCACUACUACUACUACUACCACUACUACUACUACUACUGCUGCUGCCGCUACUACUUCUACUGCUUUUACUACUACUAAUAAUUAUGAUGAUGGUGAUGAUGGUUUUAAUGUUGUUGAGCUUGAUGGUGCUAGUAACAUUGCACAAAGCAAUGUCAUUAGCAAUAAUAUCCAUAAGGAUUGCAACAAUAGCAUUAAUAUUAACAAUAAUAAUAACUACAGCAACGAUAACGAAGUUAAUACAAAAGAUAAAAAAUUGAUAAGGGUUCCUUCGGAGCACAUCACCACUGAGAGGCACCAAAAAAACAAAUUCACCUGGGGUCCAGCGACUAAAAGUGAACUUUUCAAUAACUACAUGAGUAAAAAGUCUUCUGCCAGAGUCAGCCAAAAAACUCGGCAGCCAAUCAAAACCUCCGAAGAUUAUAUAUCAGUACAUGAAUCUGCUCGAAAGAUUAACGACCAGGGUAAUUCGUUAGAGGUAAUUAAUUCCGAAGAGAAUAAUAAUAUAAAUAAUUCACUAAAUAAUUAUAACAAUUAUGAUAAUAAUUAUAAUGACUCUCUUGAAGCCAGUUUCAAAAUAAAUUUGAAGUCUAAAAUUAGCUCGCGAGAAGUGGCCGAGAUAGUUGAGAGAUUCGACAGGUCCAUCAAAGAACCUUUCCAAGUUAGGCGCCUCAUAAAUGACAAUGACGUCGUCAUGAAUAAUGAUGAUAAUACUGAUAACGAUUACUACUACAAUGAAGAAGUGAGAAAGUUUAAAAUCAAAAAAAGUGAAUCAAUCAUCAGUCAGAACGUCAUUCGAAUUGAUUUGGAUAACAACAACAACAACAACAAUGAUAAUAAUAACAACAACAAUAGUUACAUUAACAAUAAUAAUAAUAAUUACUUUAACAUUUGUAAAGAGAAAGCUAAUUUAGAAGGUAGAUUGGAGGUGCUAUUAGCCGAGAAUAGGAAACUCUCGGAGGUCAGGCUGCAACUGAUGGCCAAAAUUGACGAAUUGUCCGCUGACAACAAUAACAAAAAUAAUAAUAAUAAUAACAAUAAUAAUAAUAAUAAUCUUAUUAUGGAAAUUGAAAAUUUGAAGGCUAAUAAAAUGAGAUUGGAAACAGUGAUAAUGGAGGCACACAAAUUGAUAACAGAGAAGGACGAGGAGGUGCAGGUCGUGACUUGUGAGUUGAACAGCUACAAGGAGGUGGUCCGGAAGGUGGAGAAGCAGGCGGCUGACUUGAAACAAGAGCUUCAUUCUCGCGAUGUCAUUAUCCGCGAUCUGAAGACGAAAAUUACCGAACUGUACGUUGAAUUUCAAACGACCAAUCAGAGCAGGAUCUUGUCGGAAAAUGACGUGACGUCAUUAAGGGGGGAACUUAAUGCUGCCCUCGCCUCUAAGGAAUGGUAUAAGAAUCAGCUGUUGUCUUGUCAAAAGGAGAAAAAUCAUCUUCAAGAUGACGUCACGAACACGAAGGCCGCCAUGAUUAAGCAGGCGACGACUAUCGAGAAAUUAAAGGUGGAAAAUGUUAGGAUGAAAUCGAGUCUCAGUGAGACGGAGCAGAAGUUGCUAUCAGAGAAGCAGUUGAUGGCCAGGCACUUGGAAUCUAUCGAGAUGGAGUUGAUGCAACGCGAAGCUUCUCUGCUACAAUCCAAUAAGGAGUACCUAUCUAUAAAUUGUAACAAAGUAAAUGGGCCACUGGAUGUGGCGAGUGGUGAUGCUGUUGCUGCUGCUGCUACUGGCGCUACUACCGUUGCUUCUUCUGACGAUGUUAAUAGAAAUAAUAAUAAUAAUAAUAAUUUCGCUGCUACUGAUAUUGAGGAUGAUGACUUCAAAAUGAAAUUUAAAUCAUCGAUGGAUGAAUUAGAAGAUAGAAAGAUGGAUCUUCUGAAACUUCAAACAGCGUAUAAAUACCUAACCGAAGAAAAUACCGAUCUGAAAAGGAGAUGUACCGACUUACAGGGAUGUGCGGCCGAUAAAGAGAUGCUACUGGCUGAAGCAGACGACAGAUUGUCGAGUUUGAGGGAGGAGGCCGAGAACUUGAAAUUAGUGAUCAGGCAGUGUGAGGACCAGUUGACAGUCCUUCAACACGAGAAAGAUAUUUUGCAGAUGGAUUUGAACUCAACGAAGGAGGAGAAGAGGAUCAUAGAUGACGCCCUGACAUCUUUGAAGGAAAAUUUGAAAGUCGUCGAAGUUAACUUUAAUCAUAUGAAGGUCGAACUACUGGCCAAAAAUGACGAAGUCUCUCUUUUAAAAAAGCAAUUAGAAGAUGCUAAUCAACAGCAGCAGCUGCAGCAGCUACAACAGCUGCAAGACGGGCAAAUUUUGAAAAGUAAUUCUCAGCAGUUGAAAUUUGUUGAAAUCGAGAAUGCCAACUUCUCACUCGAUCAUUCGCCAUACUCGUUCCACAGCUUGAAGAUGAAUAAAAAAUUUGAAGAGAGACACACACAAACGACCACAACCAACUCUAAUGAUGGUAUCAUGUUCGACACACACCUGCAGCAGCUACAGCAGCAGCCACAGCAGCUGCCAAUAAACAAUCAGCCAACCAGUCAGGAACAGCUUCUUAAACGAGAAAAAGAUGGUCUUGAGAAGAAACUCCAGUCAACCAUCGAUCAAUUGAAAUUCACCCAAGAUAAACACAAACACCAGCUGACUUUGAACUAUGCUGUCGAAUGCGAGCUCGAGCUCGCCAGGAAGGAAAUAGAUGAUUUGAGGAAAAAGAUCAAAAUAGCAGAUGAUAGCAGUAGGAUUGCUGCUGCUACUACUUUUACUGCAACGGCAAAAGCCGCCACAACAGCUACUACAACGGCCACAUCGUCAUCGAAGCACUUGAGGGGCAUUGAUAUUAGAGAUAUCGUCACGUCAUCAUCGUCACUGAUAGUUACAUCGUCGUCAGCACUGUUGGAAAAUAAUAACCACAAUAAUAAUAAUAAUAAUAAUUAUAAUAAUAAUAAUAAUGAAGAUGAUGAUGAUCGUGGUGAAGUUGCUGAAGUUACUACAUCUGCCUCAUUCCAAUUGGCGGCACCUCCAGUUAAUAAUGAUGAUUCAAAUAAUAAUAAUAAUGAUAAUAAUAUAAAUAAUAAUAGCAACAAUAAUAAUUAUAAUUAUAACAAUAACAAUUAUAAUAAUAAUCAUAAAUUGGAAAUGGAAUUAGCUGAAUUGAAGAUGAAAUUAAUCCAAGUAGAACAAGAGAAGAAUAAAGUGCUGCUAUUGGAAGAUCAAUUAGAUCAGCUGACACAUGACAAAUACAUUGACGAGAUGAAAUACAAGCAACAAAUCGAUACCCUCACUACGGAUCUAUCUUCCCAAGAGUUGGAGAUAGUGCGUUUAAGAGAGGAGCUAGAGAUAAUGAAGUUGCAGCUCGAUAAUGUUGACUAUAUGGAGAAGAAGAGAAGCGCUAGAUUUUUUGAAAAUCGAGAUAUCGAUGCUAGCAAUGAACAACAACAUUAUCAACAACCUCAUCAACAACAACAUCAACGACAUGCUGAUUUUUUGCCACAACAAGAGUUCCUUGAACUGCAAAAACAGGGAGAAGAAGAACAUCCACAGGAGCUGUUGGACAUAGUGAAAGACAUAACCAAUCAGCUACGAACUCAAAUACUCUUGAAAGAAUCCUUAGAAACCGAGUUUAAGUUACUAGACAACAACUAUAGACAACUCCUAACGACAAAUAGCAACCUUUCAGAUGAAAUCAAAAGGAACGUCCUAGAGAGGCAUCUUCUGUCAUCCAUAAACGAGCUACAGAGGAUGAAUGAAGAGAAUGAUGGACUGAAGGGCGAACUUGUUAGGGUCGUCCAGGUAAGUGAACAGGAAAUAGAUCGCUACAAAAGGCAAAUAGGAAAAUUAGAGAUAGAGAUAAAUGAAACGAGAGUGAACUAUGAAAAAACGCUAAUUGAAAUUAGGUCAAACGUCAAUAUCGAGGUCGAGAGAGAGAAGGGAAAGUUGAUCGAAAUGUUCAACAAACAGCAACAACAAAUUAUAAACGUUGUUAAUGAUGAUAACGAUAAUAAACUAUCAUCAUCAUCGUCGUCGUCGUCUUAUCGCGAGUUGAUUGACAAGUUAGAAACCAAAGAUAAUGAAUUGAGAGAAUUGAAGUUGAAAUUGAACUCAUUGGAAGAGGAUUUAGAGAGAGGAAAAUGUGCCAUCAAAGAUACCAAAAAAGCUCUGUUAACCGAAAAAGGCAUUUGUGUCAAGCUGAAGUUGGAUGUAGAAGAAUUAACGAGAAAACUCACCCAGCAGAGCAUAGACAUGGAAAACUACAGAAAUCAACAAGAAUCAAGCGCUAAACAAAUGGAUGAACUGCUGAAAAGUGAAUCUAGAUUGAAAGCCGAAGUAGAAAGGUUGCAGACGGAUUUGAAGUUGAAAUCUUCUGAGGGGGAGAAGUUGUUGAGAAUGUUGGAAGACUGUAAUGCUAAGGAAUCGUCCUUACUGGAUCAGAUUAAUACAUUGGAAUGGAAGAUAUCGCAGAUGACGUCAGAGCUGCAAUCGACCAAUGAGAGGAUGUCGUUGGUUGAUGACAGGCAUGCUUGCGAAAUUAACUCGCUAACUGAAUCCUUCAAAAUCAAAUCGUCAGAGCUGGCAGCCCUGCAGGCAGAAAUUUCACAGAUGUCGAGGGAGCGAGUGGUAAAGGAGAAAGAGACAUCCUUAGUUAGCGAGUUGAUAAUAAACAAGGAGGAGUUGGAAAAACUGCUCGUCGAUGUCACACCACACUCUACUGAUAAUAACCUAAGGGGUGAGAUAGACAGCCUCCAAGUCCAGAUCAACGAACACGCAACAGCUGCUCUCACCUCCUCAAAAGCCUGGAGGGAUUUGGAAGAGCAGGUUAAAGACUUGAAAGAAAUCUGCCAACUGUCAGCUUUGACUAGAGCUCAAAAUGACGACAACAAUAAUACCACUGCUACUACUACUACUAAUAAUAAUGACGAUGACGUCACCAUCCGGCAAUCGUCAUCAGCAGCACUUCCGUCAUUAUUAUCAUCAUUGCUUCCGUCACCGCUAUCAGCCAAUGAUAUUGAGUUGCUAGUUUCGGCGUUAAACCUACCUGAGCAUAUUGCGCUGAUGCUAAUGCAAACUUCGUCGUCAUCAUCAUCAUCAUCAGUCAAAAAAGGUCAAAGGUCAUUCUCUGUCUCGUGCACUUGCGACGCCAGAGGUCACAACGACAAACGCAGAAACUGA